Messenger RNA from Lecanosticta acicola, 1752 nucleotides. NCBI's taxonomy places the organism in Eukaryota, Fungi, Ascomycota, Dothideomycetes, Mycosphaerellales, Mycosphaerellaceae. The record is from the annotation of a GenBank genome assembly.
AUGACCAGCUCUUGUCAGCAUCCUCCAGAUCUGAGCCGUACUCACGAUCUGUUCAAAUACACGUCUGGUCGAUGGGUGUGGGUAUAUCGAUAGUAUUCCGUUUCUACUGCUAACAAUCCGGGCAGAUACAAUGAGAGUCAGCGUUUCGAAGAAAGAGAACGCACGUUCGAUACCGCCGAACUACAGCGGCUAGCUGCUGAAGCAGUCGCCCGGAAGGCUGAUAACGUUCUUUCUAUCAACAAACUCGGCGAAGGCGCAGCCAACCGCGCCUUCGUUAUCCGGUUUCGCGAUGGCUUCAAGCUCGUGGCUCGCAUUCCGUAUCCGGUUACUGAGCCACGACAGCUGGUUGUUGCUAGUGAGGCCGCCACGAUGGCUUUCCUUCGUUCAAAAGGUAUACCAGUCCCAGAUAUAUACGGGUACUCGGCAUCAGCAGACAAUUCAGCUCAAACGGAAUACAUUUUCAUGGAAUACAGUCCAGGAAGGAACCUUGGAACCCUGUGGGCCGACAUGAACGAGCAUCAUCGGCUUCGAUUCGUUAGGAGUCUCGUCGCCUUAGAGAGUCGUAUAUUCAAUCUUCGUCUCCCAGCUAGUGGUAGUCUCUACUUCUCUCGAGACUUGACUACGGCCUCCACAAAAGUUGCGGUGGAGUCUGACGAAUCUCGCAGCUCGGCUCCUUUUUACGUUGGUCCAAGUACAAGCUUGCCAUUCUGGUAUGGUAAAAGAAAUCAACUCGAUGUUGACCGCGGUCCCUGUAGGUUUCCACCCCUCCUCUUCUCUCUCUCUCUUCAGCUAGGCGAGUCGUACUAAUGCACAGUAGUUACGGAAGUGGAGGCUGUCUUGAAUGCCGGGGCUAAGAAAGAAAUCCAAUAUUUGGCGCGAUACGGACGUCCACUAUUCCCCUUCAACCGUAUGCAAAGGGAGACAUUCAAUCUGGAGAAACAACUACCUUCAGUCCAUCUCGACAGCCUUCAGAAGUACCUGCAAAUCUCUAGCGCCUUGAUUCCUGAAGAGAGCCGAGAGCUCAUCCGACCAGUAAUUAGACAUCCUGACCUCCGACCCAGCAACAUCUUUGUGUCAGAUAACUACGAGAUCGUAUCCUUGAUUGACUGGCAAAACGCUACGGCUCUCCCUCUGUUCUUACACUCUGGCAUUCCAGAUGACCUUGACAAUUCUCUCGAUCCAAUCUCAAGUUCGCUCGAACUGCCUCGACUACCUGACGAUCUAGCAGCCUUAGACGAGGACAGCAGACUGGAGCAGCUCGAACUUUUCCGCAAGCGACAUCUCCAUUAUCGCUACAUGAUAGAGACAUCGGCAAACAAUCCCGCACACUACGAAGCGUUGACCCUUCCCUUCUCAGUUGGAAGACGCAAAGUCUACGAUCUAGCAAGUGCCCCGUGGCAAGGCGAUAACAUCCCGCUCCGCUCGAGCCUAAUUUUCAUAAAGCAGCAAUGGGCACAGAUCGCCGCUAGGCCUGAUGUGCCAUGUCCAGUUACCUUUGCUGAAGAGGAAGAGCAGGAAUGUUUUCGCCUAGAUGAGCUCGAGCGUGAGGCGGCGGAACAAUUGAGGGGCUCUAUGGAGAUGCUUGGUCUUGGCCCAGAAGGCUGGGUAUCGAAUGACAACUACGAGGCUGUCAAAGAAGCCAUUGCCCGCAUGAAGGACAUGUGUCUGGAACAGGCGGAGACGGAGUUCGAAAAAGUCGCAGUACGGGAUCACUGGGUCUACGACGACAUGGAUGAGGAGGAGUACUUAUGA